AUGAUGAUAACUACAUCAUCAUCUUUUGAAGAACCUGUGACAAGAAGAUAUUCACAUCAGGAAUGUGAGGUUGAGGAAUUUCAGACAACAGGAGGUCUUAGGGAGGUUAAGGAAUUUCAGAAAACCUGGUUUGGCACGCUAUUGUUCGGUGGGUGUCACAAAAGGAUAUUACAUGGACAUGUCAAAAAUUAUCAACCACUUUUAAAGUUGUUGUGGACAUUAUUGAGGGAGAAUUUCUUUGUACAUCUCUUAGGGACGUCCAAGCGCCCUGUCAUGGCACCCAUGUUUUGUAGAGGUUUGAUCUGGUUCUUGCUGGUUUUGAUCUUGGAGUUUGCUGUUCUUAUUUUAAUGGUCUUGUUUGGGGUUUAA
Messenger RNA from Vicia faba (fava bean), 369 nucleotides. The record is from the annotation of a GenBank genome assembly. Lineage: Eukaryota; Viridiplantae; Streptophyta; Magnoliopsida; Fabales; Fabaceae.